CAGGUCAAGUAGAAUCAUAUAUGUCUCUUUCUUUUUAUUGGGAAGCAGGGCAUAAAUUAACGGGAUGAUAUUAGUGUAUUCCAUCGAACUCCCCAAGUCACAAUGAAUUGUGACCAAUUGUAAAAAUGGUUCAGGGCAAAUUCUGAAUGUACCGUCAAUACAGAAAUAUUUUGCUGUGCUCAUUAACUUUAUAGCCCACCCACACCCAAAUACCAAAAUGCGUAUAUUGUUGUCCGCAUAGUCUGCUAUCAAGAAUGAUUGAUAUUUGGGUGGAAUUUCAAUUUCUUCGAAAUUCUUAAAAUGUAUUUUGCUCGUACCAACAGCUUUAUUUCUUUGAUUGUAAAGACCUGACUUCUUAUUACUAAAAUUCGGUGUUUUUGCAAUCAAGUCUAUACCGUCAUUUUCAAUGCCAGAAACCAUAUCCUUAAAAACUUUUGGUACAGGAAGCGUAGGAUCACUUCCUACGCUUCCUGUACUGUAAUUUGGUUGAAACCUUAAAACCACAUAUAAAAAAGCAAUAUACCAAAUUCAGGAACCCUUUAGAACCAAUUGAAAUGAUUGGUAUUACAUUGAGGUACUUAGGCAGCGGAAAUUCGAUAAACGACUUGCAUUUCAAAUUUAAACGUGGAAGAGCAACAAUUUCUAGAACUAUUUCGUCAGUUUGUCAAGCUAUAUGGAAAUAUGUUCGACCACAGUACAUAGAAGAGAUCACAGUAGAAAAACUACAAAAUAUUGCAUUAGAUUUUGAUCUCAAAGAUAACUUUCCUCAUUGCUUCGGGGCAAUUGAUGGGAAACAUAUACGUUUAAUAAAACCAGACAAAAGUGGCUCUCUGUUUUAUAAUUAUAAAAAUUAUUUUUCAAUUGUUUUGCUGGCGGUUGUUGACUCAAAUUAUAAGUUUGUUUUUGUCGACGUGGGUGCAUAUGGUAAGGAAAGUGAUUCUACUAUUUUUAGAAAUUCGACACUGUACAAGAUUUUAAUGAGAAAUGAAUUACCAUUGCCUGAUCCUCAACCACUUGGAAAUGAUCAUAAUAACGAGCCACCAAUCCCUUAUGUACUCGUCGGUGAUGAAGCUUUUGGUUUAAGUAAGCAUGUUAUGCGCCCAUACGGCGGAUCCAAUCUCAAUGUGAAACAAAGAGUUUAUAAUUAUCGCCUUAGCAGAGCACGUAGAUACGUGGAAUGUGCAUUUGGGAUCAUGGCAAAUAAAUGGCGCAUUUUACAUAGGCCAAUUGAUACGUCAUAUGAUUUAACUAUUAAUAUUGCGAAAGCAUGUUGUGUUUUACACAAUUUUGUUAUACAACACGAUGGGUUAAAACAACAAGACAAUAUGGCAAUAAGUAGGUUCUCACAAUUGAGACCCCAUAGCAAUGAAGAAUCAUUAGCCGAAAAUUUUAUCAGAGAUCAAUUUGCUAAUUACUUUAUGAGUCCAGAAGGGGCUUUACCAUGGCAGUUGAAAAAGAUAUAAAUUAACUUAUGUAUUGAAUUUACAAAUAAUAUAAUAAAUAACAACUCA
Molecule: messenger RNA, 1511 nt
Organism: Pectinophora gossypiella (pink bollworm)
Lineage: Eukaryota; Metazoa; Arthropoda; Insecta; Lepidoptera; Gelechiidae
Exons: 2
Coding region: 555-1463 (302 amino acids)
Source: RefSeq, a predicted model, not a curated record